Molecule: messenger RNA, 1560 nt
Organism: Dimorphilus gyrociliatus
Lineage: Eukaryota; Metazoa; Annelida; Polychaeta; Dinophilidae
Source: the annotation of a GenBank genome assembly
UUUAUAAUAAUUAAAUACAAUACUAACAAGUAAAGUAUCUAGUAUUGAUAAAUGUGCUAGUGAAAAUGUAUACAAUGAUGACGUCGUAAUAUAAUCGAUUUUUUUCCAUUUUAUUAUCCCUUCCAUAACACAUCACAUUCUACCUGUGCACUACAUUAGUCUUUGCAGGUGAAGCAUCGAACUUAAAUUAAGGAAGAUUUGAACGCAGUGCUGUAAAGAUCUUUCAACUCGUAACGAAUGGUCUAAAAGAUAAUGGACAUAUUUGCUAUGAUUAGAAUUUGGUCUAUCACCUACUUCCUGCUGCUAAUAGCGUCUUUACAUAAUGUACUCGCGUCGCCAUGCUAUAGCUGUAUGGAUGCUAAAAUGUAUUCUAAUGAUAAUUUCAUAAAGACUUUUCUGCAGGUCAAUUCAAAAGUACUAAAGAGUACAAACUGCAAAUCUCUUGAUAAUCAUACUCCAACUUCGCCUUGUGUAUCUAAUGCCGGAGCGAAUCCAUUCGUCGAUGAGAAAUGUGGAACAUUUAAUGGAAAAGUCAAAAUUGCCAUACGCCGUUCAUACUCCCCAUUACCUGGCUACCUAUAUAUAGAUGGUAUGUUUCGCCAAUGUGUUGGAGUGGUACAAUCAUACAAGAAUAAAUGUUAUGGCAAUGAAAAAGAAAUGCAUCACAUUAUGGAUAAAAACUUAUUUAUAUAUCAAUUUCUAAAAGCAAAUUUCAAGUCCAAAUCUUAUAAUAUAUCUACAAUUUCCGGCUCCUUUUGUUUAUGUGAAGGUGAAUACUGUAAUAACGAUUGCAAUAAUGGAUUUUGGUUUCAUAAAAAAGCAAAUUGCCUCAAAUAUUGGGUUGUUGGUUUGAUAGCUGCAGGAGGAUUACUAGUGAUAGUAGCCGUUAUCUUAUUUAUAAAAUUUAUUCUUAAACGAUCACGAGGUAAAACUUCAGCAGUUCAACCUAACUCUAACGCUACUGGAGCAUCAAUGACACCAGGAAUAGCAUUAACAGUUCCCAGUGGUCAAACAGCCACUAAGAGCCGAGAUUGUAGGUUUAAAUAAUUGAAAUAUGAUUAAAAACUUAUAUCAUUUUAUUUUAUCACUUAGACCCAAUUGCAUCACCAUUGUAUACAGAAUAUCCACAAAGUGAACCUCCACCCUACAAUGAUUCUCAUUACGAGAGCUUAGGCCCUCAUUAUUAAAUAAGAACGAUCGUGAUGAGUUAGUGUAUGACUCUUUUUCUUUUUUUCUACCAAAAAAACUUUGAGUUUUAUCACUUUUCUUGUAAAUUUAAAUCCAGUGCCAUGUUCGAUGUGUUAUAGAAGAAUGACAUAAAUUUAAACCGACUUUAUUUUUAACUACAUUCAAACAUAAUUUGGUUUGUCUAUGAAUAAAAGUUUUAUCAUUGUCGUUGUAUUCCCAUGUUUGACUACUUUUGGAAGAGUAUAAACAUUGCCCCAUUAUAAUGUCAUUACUUUCCUUUUCCCAUGUCCAACAAUACUCCCAAUUAUGAUUUCGAAUUUCUCCUAUAGUCGUCAAAAACCAUAUUAAUUUUUUAUCUUUAGAGCAUGGCGA